AUACAUAAAUUUCUAACAGAAUGAGACCACAAUUCAUAUUGUUCGGAGACUCAAUCACACAACAAUCAUUCUCUCAUGGUGGUUGGGGAGCUUCUCUUGCAGACACUUACUCACGUCAAGUUGAUGUGAUUCUCCGUGGGUAUAGUGGAUACAAUUCUAGAUGGGCGCUAUUUUUGCUUCCACACAUUUUCCCUCUUAACACAAGCACAAAGCCUCCUGUUGCUGCUACAAUAUUUUUUGGUGCUAACGAUGCAGCCCUUUUGGGGAGGCUAAAGGAACGACAACAUGUGCCUGUUGAAGAGUACAAAGAGAAUCUUAAGAAAAUUGUUAAUCACUUGAAGGAACGCUCCCCAACCAUGUUAAAAGUGCUUAUAACUCCACCACCAAUCCAUGAGGAAGGACGAAGAGCUUUUUUCAGGGCCUCUGGUGAAAUUCUAGAGCUGCCUGAAAGGACGAACGAGAUGGCAGGAAUUUAUGCAAAGAAUUGUCUUGAGGUAGCCAGAGAGAUGGGUCUACCUUGUAUCGAUCUUUGGUCCAAAAUGCAGGAAGUAGAGGGUUGGCAAACUAAAUUCUUAAGUGAUGGUUUGCACUUGACAGUAGAAGGCAAUGAAGUUGUACACAAGGAAGUCGUUCGAGUUUUUAGUGAAGCAGGGUUCUGCCCUACAGAAAUGCCUUCAGAUUUCCCUCCACAUUUAGAUAUUAAGGAGAACAACCCUGAGGAAGCUUUUGAACAGCAGCAUUGCUAUGCUGCUGCUGCUAUCUAAUUUGUCUGCAAGGAUGUGGUUCAUUGUUUUCGAUUUAAUAUGAUUUUCAGUGACUAUGCUCCUGUAAA
Molecule: messenger RNA, 832 nt
Organism: Papaver somniferum (opium poppy)
Lineage: Eukaryota; Viridiplantae; Streptophyta; Magnoliopsida; Ranunculales; Papaveraceae
Product: GDSL esterase/lipase At5g62930-like
Exons: 5
Coding region: 21-764 (247 amino acids)
Molecular function (GO): hydrolase activity, acting on ester bonds
Source: RefSeq, a predicted model, not a curated record